Messenger RNA from Paramuricea clavata, 585 nucleotides. The record is from the annotation of a GenBank genome assembly. NCBI's taxonomy places the organism in Eukaryota, Metazoa, Cnidaria, Anthozoa, Malacalcyonacea, Plexauridae.
AUGGCUCAGUACGACGAGAUUGUUGCAAAAGUUAUCUCACUUCCCGUCCAUGCAACAAAGUAUCUUAGCCCAAAAAUUCAAAAUGAGUUAAUAGAACUUCUAGCAAAAACAGUCACAUUUUCUUUGGUUCACAAGAUCAAUGCUUCGCCAUUUUGUGCUCUCAUUUUAGAUUCUACUAGGGAUAUAACUAGAAUUGAUCAAUUAAGCGUUAUAAUACGGCGGGUCCAGAUAGACGGGGACAAGUGCAGUAUUGAAGAAAACUUCUUGGGUUUUGUAAAAUUAGAUGAUGCAAUGGCAAAUGGAAUAGUAUCAACCACAAAGGCGUUUCUGCAAAGUCUUGGUAUUAACUUUUCAAAAAUACAUGGACAAGGGUAUGAUGGCGCAAGCGUAAUGAGUGGUAUUCAUGCUGGCAUGCAAGUAUUAACACGGUUGUCUUUAACAUCUACUAAUAUAGCAAAAAGAGAAGAUGCAAAACAAUUGAAAAACAAAAUAGAUAAACUCGAAUUUGUUAUAUUUAUCGUUAUGUGGGAGAGUUUUGCAAAUGAUCAACAGCGCUUCAAAAGAGUUGCAGUCGUAAAAGAUUGA